Molecule: messenger RNA, 1422 nt
Organism: Myotis lucifugus (little brown bat)
Lineage: Eukaryota; Metazoa; Chordata; Mammalia; Chiroptera; Vespertilionidae
Product: bromodomain-containing protein 4-like
Biological process (GO): regulation of DNA-templated transcription; chromatin remodeling
Cellular component (GO): nucleus; chromatin
Source: RefSeq, a predicted model, not a curated record
AUGGUACCAAACACCAACAUCGACUCCUGCACAGAUGCACACCUCUCAGCAGAACCCUCUGCCUGCACAGGCCACCCCUCACCCCUUCCCUGCCGCCACCAAGACCUCACUGUCCAGAGCUCCAUCAUGACAGUGGAGUCUCCCCAGCACCUGCAGACUCCCCCGCUGGCGAGCCCCCAGCCCACCCACUCCCAGCCCAUGCAAAGCCAUCCGCCCGUCAUUGCAGCCACCCCACCGGCUCCCAAGACCAGCAAACUGGGCCCCCAGCGGGAGAGCAGCAGGCCCGUGAAGCCCCCAGAGGAGGAGGUACCAUUCCCAGGACAAGAACAGCGAGGCCUCAGAUGCUGCAGCGGUCUCUAUAGGAAGCCCGGGUGCAAGCACGUGGACAUGGAGGCGCUGGGCCUGCGCUCAUCUUGUGACGUCAUCAGGUAUCCCAUGGAGAUGAGCACAAUCACGUGUAAACUAAAGGCCAGGAAGUCUCGAGAUGACUCAGAAUUGGGUGCCCAAGUCCGGUUGAUGUGGUCUAACUGCUCCGGGUCCCACCCUCCCGACCACGAGGCCAUGGCUCGGAGGGUUCAGGACGUCUUCACCGUGAAGCUGGAGAAGCGGCAGGAGGACUCCAAGGCGCGCGGGAUGGCCGUUCCCUCCCGCAGGGGGCCCCCCGGCCCCCCGGCUGCGAACCCCUUGGACAGCAGCCUCCGGGAGAGACCCUCGACCAGCAAGACCAGUAAGACUAAGAGGGAGCCAGCCCCCGAGGUGGUGGAGAUGCGGAAGCAGUUUCAGAUCGUGGAGGAGCAGCUCAUGGCCGUGACGCGGGCCAGGAAGGUCGCAGAAGAGAAGAAAGAGAGAGACAAGAAGGAGAAGAAGGAAAAGGAGGCGAAGACAAAGGAAGCCGAGAAGGCCAAAAGCCUGGCCAAGGAGCUGCUUCCCGCCAGUGCCAAGGGCAGCCGCAGCAGCAGCAGCAGUAGCAGCAGCAGCAGGACGAGCGAGAAGCAGCGUGAGUUCCGGCAAAAACAAUCCCUGGCGCCCCAGCAACAGAAGACCACGCUGGCGGAGUCCCUGGCCAGGGACAGAACCCGGUACAUGACCCGCAAGGACAAGUGCCAGCUGGCCCGGGACCUCAGCAAGCUCCCCGAAAAGAAGCUGGGCGGCCUGGCGCGCAUCCUCCGCUCCCGGGAGCCCAAGUUCAAGAAGAUCAGCAACAACAGGAUGGACGUGGACUUGGGCACCCUGAAGCUGUCCACGCUGUGGGAGCUGAAGGACUACCUCGCGUCCUGCUUGCAGAAGACGGAGAAAGCCGCGGCCGGGCCAGCGGACGCGGUUGCCAGCACCUCCGGGUUGGGGUCGCAGUCCAUUUCGCAGACGCAGACGCAGUCGGAGUCCGAGUCGGAGUGGGAGUCCACCAGCUCCGAUGACUCCUAG